Molecule: messenger RNA, 4545 nt
Organism: Hyaena hyaena (striped hyena)
Lineage: Eukaryota; Metazoa; Chordata; Mammalia; Carnivora; Hyaenidae
Gene: SMIM13
Product: small integral membrane protein 13
Exons: 2
Coding region: 89-352 (87 amino acids)
Source: RefSeq, a predicted model, not a curated record
CGCCCGCCGCUGAAGCCCAGCGCGCGCCGCCGGCCCGCCCGCGCCCGCCGCCCCGCAGCCCGGCUCCGACCGCCGUCCUCUCCCCAAGAUGUGGCACAGCGUCGGGCUGACCCUGCUGGUGUUCGUGGUCACGCUGCUGAUCGUCCUGCUGCUGAUGGUGUGCGGUUGGUAUUUUGUAUGGCAUCUUUUUCUGUCGAAAUUCAAGUUUCUGCGGGAACUGGUGGGAGACACAGGAUCUCAGGAGGGAGAUCAUGAGCCGUCAGGUUCUGAAACAGAAGAAGACACUUCGUCAUCCUCACAAAGGAUCAGAUCUGCUCGCCAAAGGAGGGCACCUGCUGAUGAAGGCCACUGACGCCAGCCAUCGCCCUGUACUAGUGAAUGAUGAAAGGCAGUGGGGAGCCUCUGUCUUUAAUGACUUGGCUUUGUGUUUUUUUUACUUGGAUUUUAAGUCCAAUUGAAAAAAAAAAAGAUUUAUCUGUAAGCCAUAUGAACAUAAAGGGAAUUAAAAACAAAUCAGAUUAUUGCAAAUUCCAUCUUAAAGAAUAAUCUUUUGCUUCACUAGCUUUCCACUUAGUACUUACUCUUUGCCUCCUGGGCUUAUUUCCUUGCACUGGUGUGAAUCUGAUAAACAUUACAGGCUUGAAUAACCAUAUUUUAUUAGUUCUAUAAUGUAUGUUGUUGUUUCUUGUUUGUUUUUUUGGUUUUUGUUAUCACAUUUUAACCUUGUCUCAAAUUGGGAGGUAUCUCAUGAUUCCCGUCAGCCGGGAGAUGGUCAUCAUGUGAUUAUCCCUGCCUGUGCUGUGCGUGUGUGACCCUGACAGCUCGUCAUAGAUAGCCUCAUCACCGUAGUGUUGGUAUCAAAUGUGUCAGGUUUAAUUAGCAUCUAAAAAUGUCUUCAAAAAGAUUGCACUAUCAUUCAGCGUUGAAACGAAAAGUUAUCGUGUACACGGAAAAGCACGGGAACAGAACGGCCGGACGCACGUUUGGUAUUAGCGAAGCCAACAUCCGUCGCUGGAGGAAUGACCGGACGUCCAUAUUUGCAUGUAAAGCAACAACAAAAUGCUUCACGGGACCUAACAGGAAGAUACCCGCACGUGGAUGAAGCCGUACUACGAUUUGUUAGUGACAUGCGUGUGAAAGGAUUGCCUAUCACAUGCCAGGCGAUGCAACUGAAGGCGGGAGAAAUUGCCAAAACCCUGGGAAUCGAUGAAACAGAGUUCAAGGCGACGAGAGCCUGGUGUGAUCGGUUCAUGCGUCGAGCAGGACUGUCUUUGAGGUGCCAGACCUCGUUUUGCUCAGAGCUGUCCGCUGACGUGAAAUAGACGGACACGGCGAAACACGCUUUCCGGAAGCGCCGUGUCCCCAGCGCCCUGGAUGCCACCAAGGGUGCCACUCUGUGGAGGAAAGCAGGCCUCCGUGGCUGUGCUUGGAGCAGUGACUCAGAAGAGUUGGGCUCAGACUAUGAAGUUAUCGUUAUAAUUUAACCAGUUAUCUCACACGCUUUCUUCAGGUAUGGGCCAGACUGAUGUGAUUAAAAAACCCUUUUAACUCUAAAACGAUGUUUCAGUAAAUCCCCGCAUUCUGCACGCUGUGGAAAGCACUGUGUCGGCUUCAUUGCCUGCAUUGUUUUGUUAGUGGUACACGUGGUGCACGUUACAGUUGCUGGUAUCUUAGAGUAAAAAUAGCUUGUAAACUUAUUCUUCCUUGUAGGAUAGCGAUUAUGUGUUAGGGAACUUAAUCCUGACUCUUAGGUGAUUAAAAUAGUUAUCCUCUAGGAGAUAGAGGGUUUUGGUUUUUUUCUGCAACCUAUUCAAGAUUUGAGAGCAGUAAUUUAGGAAUCUAAGAACUGUCUUCUACUUCAGGAAGAAUAGGAUUGGUUUCUCCCUUUUGUACGGGAGGACUUCAUGCUCAAGGCAUGUGUUGUGGAGAAUGUGCUUCUUCACAAACAAUUCAGCAACGAGACCUCAGAGGUCCUGGGUAUUGAGGAUAAAAUAGAGUGGUGACCAUGCUCGCCUCACUGGGAAACAACCUGCCGGGUGCCCGUGUUUGUCCUCACUGGACUUUGGCCCGAGUGUUCACCAGAGAAGAGAGAGAGGGAUUACAGACCCUUCCCCUUCAGCGUUACCCACUCUUUGCAAGAAUGAACUGCAAAGCCAGUUUCUUUUAUUCAUCCAAGUUCUUGUUAAUGUUUUUAUCCUUUUCUUUCCCUCCAGAACUAGUCAUCGCAGAAUGUCCCCAUUCUUACGACGGUGUGUAACUACGAGUGAUACCUCAUAUUUCACGCUCAUGGUCUGCUUGGUAACUGUCCACUUGCUGUGCCCCACACUCGUAUCCUUGAGGUUUGCCUCGCCGUCAUCGGGGCCCUUUGGAUAAACUGAAAGAAAGGGAAUUUACAGACCAUAGGUUUAGUUUUAAAUAUUUGCUAGGGGAAGAUCCCCAGCAGCCGAGAGAGGCACAGAAUCUUUGUCAUUUCCUUUUUGGAUGCCGUCUUCUAUUCAUGACUGUAGGGAUUCAUAAGCCAGUGACCCAAGUUGCAAGCAUUAAUUUUAGUGCUUCGUACUAGCUGCAUUACCACAUUAAAACAGUCAUCAGCUAGAAUUCAUGCCUGAAAGCUUCUUGGUACUGGGAGGAUAUUUAAAUUAGAUCUUUCAUAACCUAAUAUUUUGAGCUGUGGAUUCUGCUUUCUAGUAGUGUGUCUUAGGUUUAAGUAAUAAUAAUAGUUGCUGACAAACAUUAAGUAGCCGACGAGCUUCUAUGCUGUUUCAGUAUUAAAGAACGAUGGCUGGUGUAACUUCAUAAAAUCUGCAAGGGUCAUCCACAAAUUACUACAGAUGAGCCCAUGUGAAGGUGUACAUGUUGGUAUUAUUUCCAUUUAUGCUUCAGGGAUAUCUUUUUUAGUAGGAUUUAAGGAAAUGGUCUGUUUAACUUACUUAGGAAGUCUAUCCGAAAGCAUAUGAAGUAGCUUACACCCUACCAUGUUUUAACUCUUCAGAGAGUAAAAGGAAAUCACUGAGGCCAAUAUGAACAUUCUGCAAACUAAUUCUUUUGUUUAAAGCUUUUUUUUUCUUUCAUUCCUCCCCCCGCCCCCCACCAUAGUAUGCAUUUCUAAGGCCGCCACUAAGAAAGGCAAGGGGAAUAUUAACACACAAUUAUUUGUGUGGGGUAGCAUUUCUGUUCCUAUUCCUAUUUUAGUGCUUUUGUAGCUGCACUUGACCAGAACUUCACACGUGCAUUUUCAGUUUCUCACAGGGAGACUGACUACUGUGGUUAAUUUUGAAGCUUAGAAGGUUGUGAGCCUUCAGAGUACAUUCAGGAUCAGUCUUGUUUGAAUACUCAGAGACAUAGAUGGUGACCAACCAUUCUGUCUUUUGAGGAUUAAUUCUAGAAUUGAGGACUCUGAUAGGUUGUUUCAUUUCCUUCCCAAUCAACCAUUCCCACGUCUCUGUUGCCUCCGAAACUUUUGUGAAAAUUGCCUGUAUCAAGCGUACUGGUUUGCAUUGCUCUGAUUUAAAUGCCAAAAAACACUAAAUAUUUGUGUGGCGCACUGUUCAGUGAGGCUUUUAAUAUUUACAUCAAGCUAAAAAUAGAAUUCAUCCAAUGGAUUUUGUAGUAUUGUUUUCAUGGUGGAAACAUUAAAUAUGUUGUUUUUUGGUGAAUAGCUAAUUCACAUAUGUGCUGACCCAUGUCUUCAGAUGAUGCUAGGUUUAAAAACAAGUUCAACUGUUAUUUUGCUGAAAGGUGGGAAUAUAUUUUGCUGAAAGAUGGGUGAACCAUAGUAAUGGUUUGACAGAAUGUUACUUUAAACCAAAACGUGUUGAAAGAUUUGAAAGUAGUGUUCUUUUGCUUUUAGGAGCAACCUAUUUUGAAAUUAUUUAUAAGUCAACAAUGCAGUAUUUUUUAAAGUCCGUUUUUCUUAAGUUUAUGUUUUAAUGUAAUGUAACCAGUGUAACGUUAGAUUUUUGACUGGUAAACUUCAGGUGCUUUUACUUUGAAGUUGACUUUUAAAAGCUAAUGAGCAGUACUCAAAGGGUAUCGACUUUGGAGCAUCUAAUGGAAUACUAUUUCAUUAUGGAGUCUAGAAUUAAAGCACCAAGUAUUGUCUGCUUUUAAAGUAUCCUCUAGCUUUUAACUGAAAGCAUAAAGAGUAGCAUUUUAUCUUAUAUUAAUAAAAGUUCCCAUUUCUUAAUAUACAUGGGCUGCCUGCCUUAGGACCUGUGUUUAACAGUACCCUCCAAGUCAGUUCUGGGCAUAACCAUUCACCAAAUAUGGCUGCUGUUGUUUCUUAAAGGAAACAUCCUGUGUGCUAUGAUGUAUUGCCAUCCUGCUGCUUGACAAAUAGAUUUAUAUAUAAGGAAUUAGAAGUGUGUGCAUUAAUAGUACCACUGUAUAACGAGAUGUAAAAUUAGAGUCAUGGAAUGUAUGUAAAUGAUCACUCACUGUUUUUGUUUCAAAACUGGUCAAUUCUGUACCUAAAGCUUCUGUGGUUUGUUUGAUGUUCUAACUUUCACUUUAAACUGCACAGAAUAAAUUAAAAUGGAAACAAAA